Molecule: messenger RNA, 1631 nt
Organism: Dermacentor silvarum
Lineage: Eukaryota; Metazoa; Arthropoda; Arachnida; Ixodida; Ixodidae
Product: magnesium transporter NIPA2
Exons: 5
Coding region: 6-977 (323 amino acids)
Biological process (GO): magnesium ion transport
Cellular component (GO): membrane
Molecular function (GO): magnesium ion transmembrane transporter activity
Source: RefSeq, a predicted model, not a curated record
GCAUAAUGUGCUGCAACUCUUCUGCGAACACAUGUGCAGGCGAUGAAAGUGACGUCAUCAGUCCUCAUGGCGGCCUCCAGCUGCGGUUCCUGCUCGACCCGGUGUGGCUCGUGGGAGCAAUGCUCGGCAGCUCCGGGGACGUGGCGCAGGGCUUGGCACUGCAGUUCACCUCGUCGACGCUAGUUGUGGCCAUCGGCAUGGGAAACGGGCUCGUCACGGCUGUCCUGACAGCUACGCUCCUUCGCGAACCAACAUCGCUGCUGGUGGUGAGUUCGUGCAUUUUGACGAUCGUGGGUACCGUGCUCAUGGUGCUUGGCGUGCCGGCUGAGAUGGAGCCCAUGACAGCCAUGGAGCUCGAGCUGUACCUCGCGCAGACCGGCUUCUUGGUGUACGCGUUGCUGAUGGCCGGGCUGCUGGCGUUGUGCGCGGGCCUGUUGUUGCACGCCCGCGGGGACCAGUGCAUCCUGGUGAACAUCUGCAUCAGCGCGCUUGCCUCCGUGCCUUACACGAUCGCCGUCAAGGCCAUCGUGAUGACCGUCUCCGAGCUCGGAGAGCUUGUGUCCGUGCGCACUGCCGCCUGGUUCGUGGUGGUCGUCGUCUCCUUCUUCGCGCACGUCAUCUUCCUCAAUAAGGGACUGGUGCAGUUCGAUCCGGUGCGCAUCUCCCAGCUGUCCUCGUGCUUCCUGCACCUGAGCUUCACCGCCACCAUGAUGCUGCUGUCCCAGUCCUGGCAGGAGGCGACGCCCUACCACGUGUUCCUGCUGAUGCUGGGCGUGGCGGACGUGUCCUUCGCGCUGUUCGCCUUCAUGCUCUUCCAGGAUGACCACCAGCGCUCGGACACUGCGGUGCAAAUCGCGCUGAGGCUCCUCAUCGCCGGCAGUCGAGCCAAAGGUCGAACCCAGCCGCGGUCGCCGUCCCCCGUGGCGCCGCGACCACGCCGAAUCCUGGCCAGCAAGAGGAGACGCCGGAGCAGAUGACAGAUCGGUGUCUGAUCGGGCUCUGAUCGGUGUCUUCGCGAAAUUAACAUUGCCAGAGACUUAAAAAUUAUCCAGUCGGAUUUGAACAAAAUUUCCGCGUGGCGUGAUAGUUGGACUGUAUAUGACUCUAAAUAUUACCUAAAUGUAAUUAGAUUCGUUUUCACAAGGAAGAAGUUAGAUACACUUAUACAUACUAUUGUAUUAACAACAUUAUAUACUUCCGUGAAUGACGGAGGCAAAGUACCAUGGCAUACAUUUCACAAGUAUUCAUUCCUGGCACGAGCAUACAAAAAAAAAAAAAAUCAAAUAAGACAAAUAAAACUCAUGUUCUUGGUCCGUACUUUACACGAAAGCAGUGCGAGGAUUAAAAAAAAAAACAUAUAUUGUAUAUGUAACAUAUGUAAGGCCUAUUCUCGAAUACGACUGCGUGCUUUUGAGAUACUAAUCAGCAGAGCCUAAUCGACUCUCUGGGAAGCAUACAAAGUCGAUCUGCAAGAUUAAUCGUCAGUGAUUAUGAUUGUCUCAGCAGCGUCACAGCGAGGAAGACAAAUUUUCAGCUGCUUUUGUUAAACCACUGUAAGGCGCUGCCUCCAUCUAAAGCUUUUUUAAGAAUAUUUGUAUACUACGAGCGCGCUAGCAUCAACAAAGCAAGAC